AUGGAAAAUAUACCACGAUCACCUGAUCACCCACCGCCCCUAUCUUCCAAAAUGUACCGCUUCUUUCAAGUCGCUACUUUCCUCCUCGCAUUACUCCUUGCAACCACGCAUGGGAGAAACAUCCCAAACAGUCUCAAUAACGAUGUGUUGAAGCUUAACUCUGACUCGCCCACAGCUUUCACUACCACUGGUUCCAUCGAACGUAGAGAUUGGACUUUCAAGAUAUGGGGGACUGGCUGUAGUGAGUAUUCCAGCACUGCAAGCAUCGAACCUCGAGCUUUAUAUGUGUCGGAAACUCCCUCAUUCGCGGAUGGAUUUCCCACCACCACAAUCACGGACGCAAUGGCUACCCCAUUGGUAGCUCGUGACGAAACUGUGACAGAGGGCAGUGAUGUCUUGUACAUUCCCAAUCCACGUACCGUUGGCUUGGUUGUUGUAGCUACCAUGAGUGUUGGUGCCGGCUCAUCACCAACCAAUAAUCCAGAUUCAAAGGGCCAUGGGAAAGUUUACCCUAAGUAUUGUGGGGAUUCUACUAUCUUUGCGCAUUUGGGUUUAUGCUGA
Molecule: messenger RNA, 561 nt
Organism: Botrytis fragariae
Lineage: Eukaryota; Fungi; Ascomycota; Leotiomycetes; Helotiales; Sclerotiniaceae
Exons: 2
Coding region: 1-561 (186 amino acids)
Source: RefSeq, a predicted model, not a curated record